CACACGCACGCGCGCGCGCGCUCCAGCUCAUCCGCUCUCAGAGAUCAGACGCGCUUCACGCGGAGGCUUUACUGCGAUGCUGGAGCCCCAGUAGCGGCCUGAGUGCGACGUGACUCCGGGGGGAUUUCACUGCCUUACAGCGUUCACUUCGGGCAGGUGCACAAGGACGUGUUUACUCUACACAGACCUCUGCGUUAAUGAAACUUCGCUCCGAUUCCAGAGCUGGAGUUGGCGUACACCAUGUUAAGGUAAAGCCUAAGCUGGCUGUGUUGAACAUGCUAAAGAGGCUGGACAAAAUAAGGUUCCGAGGGUCAAAGCGAGAUGAGUUCCUGGAUCUGGCCGAGUCUCCAACCGCCUCGGAUAACGAAGGCCCCCCCGAGGACAUCAUGAUGAAGCCUCGGCUUUCCUUACGAGACCCAGAAGAGCUGAGAGAACCAGCUGGAUCAGGGGCUCUCAACAUGGCCGCCGUGCAAGACCUGAGGAGCGACUCGGAGCGUCUCAAUGAGGUUAAAGGUCAUCUAGAGAUUGCCUUACUGGAGAAGCACUUCCUGCAGGAGGAGCUGAGGAAGCUGCGAGAGGAGACCAAUGUGGAGACGCUGAAGCAGGAGCUGGAGAAGGAGCGCUGCAGGAGGCUGGAUUUGGAGCAAAAGAUGAACGACGUACUAAAAGCCAGGUUAGAAGACUCUCCUCCCCAGAACUCCCGUAAACAGCAGUCACCCUCCACGAACAGCACAGAAAAGCAACAAAAAGAGACAUUGUGGUUUCGGGUGCAGAAGUGGCUGUACGACCGGUUCGGGGGUUACAUCGAGGACUUCCGUUUCCAGCCGGAGGAAAACACGGUGGAACCGGAGGAGCCGCUCAGUGCUAAGAGGUUAACAGAAAAUAUGAGGCGACUUAAGCGGGGUGCCAGACCUGUAACUAACUUCUUGAGGAACCUGUCAGCCUUAUCCAACUGGCACUCAGUGUAUACGUCAGCCAUUGCCUUUAUUGUCUAUAUGAAUGCUGCAUGGUAUGGCUGGGCCAUUCCUAUGUUCCUGUUUUUAGCCAUUCUGAGGUUAUCCUUGAAUUACCUCAUUGCAAGAGGAUGGAGGAUUCAGUGGAGUAUUGUGCCUGAAGUUUCUGAACCUGUGGAACCUCCAAAAGAGGACUUGACUGUGUCUGAAAAGUUUCAGUUAGUCCUUGAUGUUGCACAAAAAGCACAGAAUCUUUUCGGAAAGAUGGCAGACGUUUUGGAGAAAAUCAAAAAUCUGUUCAUGUGGGUGCAGCCUGAGAUCACUCAGAAGCUGUACAUUGGUCUGUGGGUGGCCUUUAUCUCCUCCUGCAUCCUGCCCUACAAACUCGUGGGCUUUAUUAUAGGGCUGUAUGCAGGCAUCAAAUUCUUCAUCAUCGACUUCCUGUUUAAAAGCUGUCCCAAGCUCAGGGACAAGUACGACACGCCGUACAUCGUGUGGAACAACCUGCCUACAGACCCACAGCUUAAGGAGCGCAGCAACGCCACCUUGUCCAGACGGAUCCCGCCGGUGGUGUCGCGGGGUAGCUUAGCAACCAUUCCCUCAGGAAUGAGCAGAGAGGACGACAGUGGCCGCUCACAUAACACCAAGAGAGGAGCCUUCCAUGAGAUCUUCAACCUGCCAGAGAUGGAAAGGCCUCUCCCUGUGUGCGAGAAUGGGUGGAGGUGUUGUUUGAUCAACCGGGACCGGAAAAUGCCCACUGACUACAUUCGAAACGGUCUGCUCUAUGUUACUGAAAACUACUUGUGUUUUGAGAGCUCCAGUUCCAGAUCAGGCUCCUCCAAAAAGAAUAAAGUCAUAAAACUUGUGGAAAUCACAGAUAUCCAAAAGUAUAAGGUUUUGUCCGUUUUGCCCGGAUCAGGAAUGGGGAUCUCUAUUGCCACACCGUCAACACAGAAGCCCUUGGUGUUCGGUGCCAUGAUCCACAGAGACGAGGCGUUCGAGGCAAUCUUCACUCAGUACAUGAAGAACGUGACCACAUGCUGCCACGAGACCUAGUGCAUCACUGACGCUACGGAGAAGCCUCCUCUUCUCUCUCUUUCUCUUCUCUUCUCUCUGCUGUUUCAAUGAGCAGGCUGGAACUGAUCAGUGAUUAGUAGUCAGCUACAGUAUGGCUAGAUGAUCUCACGUGACGGUUGAGAGCAAACAGCAACACAUUCCUGUGGAGCGUUUUUUUUUUUUUUCCUCAUACUGACGGCAGGAAGGGGCUGGACCUCCUCUCCUGCCCUGACUACACCCUCUCUGAGGAGCAGAGGGUACAGCUGCAUAUCGACUGAUGUGGUACACGUGUUUCUGGACACGUUCUUACGCUGCGUUUAUGAUUAGACGUGUUAAUUCGUCGAGGCUUUGCUUUGUAAUGCCUUGCAAGAUGGUCACUAAGACUUUGCAAAAGACUAACGAAGCCUGUUUGUGUUCGUUUACAUUAUGACAUACAUAGACAAACAUGCAACACAUUAGACUCACACGAGCACAUUUAGCCCAGCUCUGAUUAGCGGUGUCCUUCAGAUGUUUUUUUUUUUCUUUUUACAUUAAAAUAUGAUUACUUCUGUAGGGCUACGGUGUCAUUCUGAACGUGACGUAACUGCCUUUAAAUUAAUUUUUAUAAUAGUUAGGACAGUGAUAGAUAUUCGAGUUACCGACCUGGAUAUGAAUAUGAAACAUCACUUAAAACAGUUAGCAUUAGCUGUCUAUAAUUGUAGCACAUGCAAGCAUUUUUCUAUGUUUUGGAUGUGUUGCAUCACAUGUCAUUGAAGGAUUAACCCACAGUGUGUAGACACAGAAGUAUUAUAAUCACCACAUCCAAAGUAGCCAUAGUAGUCCUUAAUCUAAUACUAGUUUUGUAACUAAAGGUAUAAAAUCUGGAUCUAGACCUUAUUAAAGCUACUUUAGGUCCAAUACAGUCUAAAUAAGUGAAUAUCUGGAGAAAGACCUUACAGAAAUCUGUAUUUUAACGCUAGUAAAUUUGCAUCAUUCUUUCUCCACUAGUGCACGCUCCGUCUCUUUGUCUCCUCACUGCUAUUCAACACCUGAACCAGGAGUUAAUCACAGCACAUUGUCACCUGGGUUCAAUUCCAGACCGGAUUCGAUUCCCGUCUCUGUGUGCAUGGAGUUUGUAUGUUCUCCCCGGGCGUGGUGGGUUUCCUCAGAGUUCUCCGAUUUCCUCCCACAGUUCAAAAACAUGCAGAUUCAGCUAAUUGGCGUUCCCAAAUUGCCCAUAGUGUGUGUCUGUGUGUGCAAGGGUGUGCCCCACCGUGUUCCCAAAGUCUCCUGAGAUAGGCUCCAGGCCCCUGCGACUCUGUACACAGGUAAAGACAAAAGAGAUAAAGUAUGAAUUCCAUAUCAGUUUAUUGUUUGUAGAUGCUGAACUAGAAACGUCAGCUCAGCUCAGUAAACCACCGGUAUGUGUUACGUAAUGCAUUUUGUCAUUCUGAGUCUGGAUUGGCAACUGGCUUUUUAAACAGAGACUGCAAUCUAAGUUCAAAGCGUGCUUGAAGGCUGUCUAGGGCAUUCAGAGAAAGUCUUGGCUUCUAUAGUGCAUCGAUAUUGUUAUGUAAUUCAAAGUAAUUUUGAUUGAUCUUUUUAGAAUGCGUUUCGUUUAUCUCCAGAUGCUAGCGAGUAUUAAUCUCUUUCUCAUCCUCCUCCUCGUAGCAGAAUGCCUCGAAUGAAUAGCUGUAGUUGUUGAACAGUUCGUGACAGUCCUUGUCAACAGUUAAUAUCAGUGUUUCACUCACAGGAUGAAGAAUGUGUUAAUAUCUUCUUUUCUACAGUACUUAUCGCCUAAUAUCUUCUUAUACUUGAUUUAAGUCUCUACCUGUAAGACAGCACACUUACAGUCCCUGGUUUAAUCCUAAAUUGGGGUACUGCUGUAUCUGUCUGAAUUUCCUCAUGUUCUCUUAGUGUCUCCAUGGGGGGGGGGUUGGGGGGGGGGGAUGGGGUUCCUGCACGUUCUCCGGUUUUCUCUUUAAUCAGAUGGACUGGCUCGUCUAAAUUGCCCCCCAGUGUUACAAUGAUACAGCAAUAACAAUUACAUUAUCACUAGCACAAAGCCAGGACUUUCUUUAUGCCAAAUGUAUUAAAAUGUGCUUCUGGGUUACACUGACUCACGACGAUGGAGUAGGUCACAUAUGUUUCUAACAGCAAAGUGCCAGACUAAAUGAGUCACUAAGAGUUGUGCGAGUGUGAUAGUAUGUCUGUGUGUCGACACGCAAAAUAUUCCGCUUGAGCAGAUUUUGGUUCUGACGACAAUGUAACGUAUUUUCACUUUACACUCCGCUACUGAUCAUUCCGGUCAGCCAUAUAGUAUUGUAUGUGAGUAAACGGAAACUUGGGCAGUCACUGCUAACGAUCAGAGUGUACGGAGUGGAAAUCCCAGCACUGCCAGAGACCCAUGCUGAAGACCUUUAACCCUUAACAUGCUCAGAUGGAAGCUUGGUUCAUUUUCUGUGCACUUGUUUCCUGCGCACUUUAGCUAAUGCGAGUUUAUUUGAACGUCCCAAAGCUUUUAACAUGACACUUUGUAGUCGAUAAUCUGGUGUUUAUUUGUUUGUUUGUUUGUCUUUGGAUAUUUCAGAUCCAAGUUGUCCUGCACUUGCACUAAACAAGCACAGAUUGUAUUGUCCGAACACUAGUUUUGCCAAAUAUUUCUUGCUUUUUAUUUUUUUUCCUCUCCUCGCUGUCUUGUUGAUCCUUUUUUAUUUUUAUUAGCUUGGUUUGUGGAAAACAGAUGUUUACAGGAAGAUCGGAUUUAAAUCCACGUUGUGCCUCGGUUUGAACCCACAGGGAUAUGAGAACGGAGGCAAAGUCCAUCACUGGUUGUUGUCACUGUGUCUUCAGAUCUGUGCUUAACUCUGGUGUGAUAGCUAUUUAGUCUGGUGCAUACUUUUUGUAACUAAGAGAGUUUUUUUUUGGCUUUUGUACACCACCACGCUGAAUCUAAAAUGAAGCACUCAAGAUUUGAGUGAAGUUAAGACUUUCAGCUUUAAUUCACAGGGUUUAAUAAAAGUGUGGCAUUAACCAUUUAGUAGCUACAGUCAUUUUCAUACAGAUACAGCACACUCAUUUUGGGGGCUCAUAAAUUUUGGAACAGCAGUUACAUGGCAAUUAGUGGCCUGCUCCAUCAUUUCUCCAUGAUUAAUCAAGCAGAUAAAAUGGCAUCAUACAGUAGAGUUAGCAAUAACAUUGAGAGUGGCCCAUACAACAGUUUGGAACUGCAAAAGAAAAUCUGCCAGAAAAAAAUUGUACCAAUUGAUGGGAAAAGACACGUAUGGAGGAAGCAAGUGGCGGCUAGUGUUCCAAGGCAUACCACAUCAUCUGCCAAACAAGAUGAAGGCAAUGUUAUGUCUCCCAGUGAAACCAGGCCACUGGUGUUUAUUAAUAACCUGGCUGCUGAUAAAGUAGCAGGAUGGAGUCUGAAAUAUAUAGAGCAUUACUCUCUGCUUAGGUUCAGCCAAAUGCUGCAAAACUGAAGGAUUGCAGUUUUAUAUUGCAGAUGGAUGACCAAAAACAUACAGCGAAAGCUACCCAAGAGUUUUUCCAGGUAGGGAAAUGGGAUUGUAUUCACUGGACACAUCAGUCAUCUGACAAUCCCCAAUAGAGGAUGCUUUUCACUUACUGAAGACAAGGCAGGAAGACCCAUAAACAAGCAGCAGCUGAAGGCAGCUGCAGUAAAUGCUUGGCAAAGAGAGAGGAAACUCAGCAUUUGUUCAUGUCCAUGGGUCCCAGAAUUCAGGCAGUUAUUGACAAAGGAUUUUUAUUUAUAUUUUAUUUUAAAGGUUAAUGCCACAUUUUUGUCAAACCCCUUUAAAUAAAGCUAAAAGUCUGGACACUGCUGUCUUUUUGAUUGUUUUAUUUCAGAUUGUGGAGUGUACUGAGGCCAAAUGAUAAAAAAAAAAAAGUCUUUGUUUCAAAAUUUAUGGACCUGACUUAUAUUUGUUUUAACUGUGUGCAAAUGUUUGUUAAAUAUUUUUUUACAAGAUUAACACAAUGUACUGAAGAAUUAGAAAUUUAUAUUCUCAAGAAGUAUGAUUUAUUAUUAUGCUAUUUAUGUCACUGGAGUAAAGAUUAAAUAAAUUUAAGUACAAGAGGUUUAUAUUCAGUGCAGUGCAGUAACAUUAGAACCACAUUUCUGUUUAAAAAAAAAAAACCUGUCUGUUAUAAAGUCAUGAUGUGGUGUGCAUUUUGUAAUGAAGUAAAUAAGAUUU
Clarias gariepinus (North African catfish) is the source of this 6211-nucleotide messenger RNA. It is a transcript of the gene gramd4a, whose product is annotated as GRAM domain containing 4a. Gene Ontology annotation, biological process: negative regulation of toll-like receptor 9 signaling pathway; apoptotic process. Lineage: Eukaryota; Metazoa; Chordata; Actinopteri; Siluriformes; Clariidae. The transcript is spliced from 19 exons. The record is from RefSeq and is a predicted model, not a curated record. The coding region runs from base 198 to 2009 and encodes 603 amino acids.